This is a messenger RNA of Menidia menidia (Atlantic silverside), 3765 nucleotides long. NCBI's taxonomy places the organism in Eukaryota, Metazoa, Chordata, Actinopteri, Atheriniformes, Atherinopsidae. The record is from the annotation of a GenBank genome assembly.
AAAACGACGGCUUCAUCCACCCGGCGCCAGUAACCGGGCAUCCGUGCUUCUACGGCAUCUCCACCAUCUCUCAGAGUUGCAGGCGCAUCGCAUACCGAGCAUAUUCGUCCAUCACCGGGCCCAGGAGAGACUGUCAGGGGCGUGAAAGCCGUCACAAGACAGGGGCUAAAUCGACUCAUCCGAGCAUCGACACAGCAGGGGUGGGGAGGUCAGGAUGGAGGCUCUGCUUCCCGUGCUGAGGAGUCACCCAGGCCCCUCGGUUCUGGUGUGCUCUCUGCUUUUCAGGGUGGCCCACCGGCUGCUGCAAAAGCUGCCCGUGCCCAAGCUGGUGAGGCAGGAUGAGUUCCGCUCCUGGAAAUGGAGAAACCUCUCCGUGUCCAUGGUGCACUCCCUGCUGACCGGAGCCUGGGCCGUGUCCUGUGUGGUGAUCUGGCCCGAGACGUUGAGCAACAUUCACUCGUAUCACACCCCGCUGUCCUACCUGCUUGUCUGCGUCUCCACAGGAUACUUUGUGCAGGAUGCAGGAGACAUCAUCCUGACGGGACACGCAAGAGGAUCUUGGGAAUUUUUGCUCCACCAUGCACUGGUGAUCUGGUGCUUCCUGUACGCCCUGUACACUCAGCUCUACGUGGCCGGUGCUGUGAUUGCCCUCUUCGUGGAGGUCAACAGCGUGACUCUGCACCUGAGGCUGAUGCUGAAGCUGGCGGGGGCCCAGUCCUCCUCCAUGUACCGCGUCAACAAGAUGGCCAACCUCCUCACCUACGUCACAUUUCGCCUGAGCACCCAGUUCUACCUCACCUGGUACAUUAUGGACAACUACUCCUGGCUGGACCACGGGGGCUAUUUCCUCGUCACCAUGAUCGUAAUGAAUAUUAUGAUUCUUAUUUAUUUUUACCGUUUGCUCCGUGCGGACUUCUUUCCUCGGAGUAAGACCUAUGUGGGGCAAAACGGGAUGCACAACAACAACUCCAAGAAGUUUCUCAGCGAUUGACUGGGGAAGGUUUACAGAACUGUGUCCUGUUUUUAUCCCGGUGGGGGGGGGUUUGGGCGGGGGGGUUUGGGCGUUUUGUCUUUUUCAAAGCAUAACUGACAUCAUUCCUAGUGACAACAGAUCCCCUCGUUGUGUCUCACUGCCAAAGAACAAACUCCAAAAUUGCUAACUGAAACAAGUGAGCAGCCUUUUCUAGUGCCGCUUUUUUACAAAUGCAAAGUCUAAAGAUUGACUUUUUACUGGGUCAAAUGAAAUCCAACACUGCUUUAAACAAAACCUUGGACCUUACAAAUUUUCCAAAAAAGCCUUUGCAAUGUUUUUCACUUCAAGCAUAUUUGAUAUUCAUACAAAAAGUGCGACAACCUUAAAGGAGUUUGCAGACAUAUAGGUAAUCAGGUUUCUUGCUCAUGACAUUGACAGCAGUCAUGAUGUUAUAGUUGAAGCUAUCGCCCACUUUCAAGUGAUAACAUAGUAAUAGUUUAAUUAAAUCCUCAAGUUAAAAAUUCUCAAAUGAUUCUUUGAUUUUUUAGGAAGCAUUGUUUACAUCACUUUUCAUGUUUCACACGUAUUACAACAUCAGAUGUUUACACAUGAUUUUUAAAGGGUGAAGUUAGUUGAAAAAUAACUCCUGAUAUUCAAAAGCACAGUUUUCUUUGUUAUCUGAUGAGUUGACAGUCAUCUGUUUCAGGCCUCCACCUCUGUGGGUUUAUGGAAGCUUUCCAUCUCAUCCUAGUUCCCAGUUUAGGCAUCAGCACAUGCAGAAAAGGUUUUAAAUUCAGCUUGCGAUUUAAACUAAUAAAUCCUAAUGAGAAUUUAAGACCCAUGACAUUUACCACCAAACACAUUUCUAGAAACUUAAUUUACAACGCUUGUGCUGUCUGCUCUCUGGGAUCUUCGUUCAGAUGUGCACUGGUGGAUUUAGGUAUUUUCCAUUCAAAAAGUAAUAGAUUAUCUCACACUGUAGCUUACAACAGAUACCCAAUCAGAGGAACGUGCACUGUGGUGUAGCACUUAAAUCAUAGGUUAAAUGCAUAUAUCUAUGUAUGGACGUAUGCUAUAUUUACCACUAAAAUAUUAUUCUCAUGCAUUUAAACUCAAUUUGAGGAGAGAGUAGGUAUAAGCUACCUUCCAUUAGUUAAAAAAACUGUAAACACAAUGAAACAGCGAGCAAAAAGCAACAACACAUUAACAAAAACAACAAAUUGUAAAUAAAUUUGGUUUUAAUACUUUAUCAACCAAAAAAAGGGUCAUUUGUGAGUAUCUGUGAAUGACUUGUUAUUUGCCUCUGUGUAGUGCUCUUUCCGGUGUUUUAAGAUACACUAAAUCUGCAGGCGCAGUCCUUCACUGGCUGACAUAAAGGUAUAUGUUGGCCUAUUUCAACCUUUAACAAAAGUUGGCUUUUUUUUUCAUACUACAGUUUAGAAACCAGUGAACUGAUAUUUUACAUCCUUGCAGAUGUAAAAGGCUUAAAUACUCAAAUGUCUAUUAGCAAAGCCACUACUACCUAGCUGUCCAACCAUAAAUAAAGAGGUUAAUUAGGAAAAAAAAAUCCUUUUCCCUUUUUGCUUCUUUUGUUUUGAGUAAUUACAUGAGAGGGACAGAGAUCUUUCAACACUAUCAAGGUUUCCUUAGUGUUUAUUUUAUAUUCUUAACUUUACAGUACAUCUGAAAGCUAUACUGUAAAAUAUGUAGUCACAGUGUGUGGCAAUUGUGAUCUUAAAUUAACGAAGCAAUUGUUUGUUAGCGCAGUGGAAUUUUUGUGGAACAGUGUUAUUUGCUUUCAUUUUGUUGCUUAAAGUGGCUUGUCAGUUUAGUGGCUUGGUGCUGGAUGUUGUAAACAGAUAGCUUUACGUAGCUUUUGUACAUAACAUACUUAUGUCAAGCAUUAAAAAAAUGUAUGCGUACAUUUAUUUUUUAUCCAUCAGGAUAAAAAAAAAGUCCUUUUUUAUUGUUACUGAUGGUAAUUCAAUUUAUAUAUAUAUAUCUGCAUGGGGAAAUGUGUUUUUCUAUGUUCCAUGCUUUUUCCGUGCCUUGUUGGAAAUGUAAGACUUUGGACUUUGAUAUUGUGUGUGUAUAUAGGCACAUCACUGCCGCUGUCUCUAUGAAGCGUCUCUAAAAAGGGCUGAAGAGACUGGGGUUUGAUAGAAUUGGUACAUUUAACACAAUUUUGUCAAGAAACCUCUAAACUACAAUGAGCAGACAGCAACACAAUCAUUGGUCAGUGAGACACUGUGUAUCUGGUUUGCUUGUUCACAAAGAUGGACAAUUUUUGAAUCAGAGACGUUUUUCCUUUUCUUCCUCUCAUAAAUAAUGGUUGUAUACACCUUUGUAAAUAAUGUCCUCAAGUGUGCAGUAAUAUUUUUAAAAUAUAUUUUGAAGCAAGUACACAAAUUGUUGACUAUAUACUUUUCCUGAUGGUUCUGUAAGUCAUUCGUUUUGAUGAUGACAUUAAAAAGAUCUAAUGACAAGUACAUUUCAUUUUAUAUUUCACAAUGUACAAUGCCAAGAAAGUCAGGAAAGGGGACAUGUAUCUGGAGCAGAUGUGCAUCUGAUCCGGUCUAUGGUGCCUUUACCACAGUGCCUUUGGAAGAAAACAUCAACAACAAUGUGUGAAUAAGUAGAGAUAUACUCAAUUAUGUUAAGUAGAGGAUUGUUUUAGUCUAGUCUUUUGGUCAAGACCCAAACAAUAUUAAAUGUAUGCUGUCUGAUGUGAUUUUUUGGAAACAUCUGCGAUCAUUGAGUGAUACCAUGAAAUAAAAAGUAUUUAAAUCCCA